Salmo salar (Atlantic salmon) is the source of this 534-nucleotide messenger RNA. The record is from RefSeq and is a predicted model, not a curated record. NCBI's taxonomy places the organism in Eukaryota, Metazoa, Chordata, Actinopteri, Salmoniformes, Salmonidae.
AUGGGGAACGGAGAUGGGGGACGGAGAUGGGGGACGGGGAUGGGGGACGGAGAUGUGGGACGGGGAUGGGGGACGGAGAUGGGGGACGGGGAUGUGGGACAGGGAUGGGGGACGGAGAUGGGGGACGGGGACGGGGACGGAGAUGGGGGACGGAGAUGGGGGACGGAGAUGGGGGACGGGGAUGGGGGGACGGAGAUGUGGGACGGGGAUGGGGGACGGGGAUGGGGGACGGGGAUGGGGGACGGAGAUGGUGACGGAGAUGGGGAACGGGUAUGGGGAACGGGGAUAGGGGACGGGGAUGGGGACGGAGAUGGGGAACGGGUAUGGGGAACGGAGAUGGGGAACGGAGAUGGGGGACGGGGAUGGGGAACGGGGAUGAGGGACGGGGAUGGGGAACGGGGAUGGGGAACGGGGAUGGGAGACGGGGAUGGGGAACGGGGAUGGGGGACGGGGAUGGGGAACGGAGAUGGGGAACGGGGAUGGGGAACGGGGAUGGGAGACGGGGAUGGGGAACGGGAUGGGGAACGGGGAUGA